AUGGUUGGAAAAAGCAGUGGUCCAUCAAAUUCUAAUGAGUCAAGUCGUGACUCACAACGUAGUCAACCUAGAAUAGCUAUCCUCGGAGAUUCGAUGAUUAAACAUUUGGACACCAAACGAAUGCAAAAUGGAUUGAAGAAAGGAAAAGUAACGAUUAAGACAUUUCCUGGUGCAGGUAUUGACCAAAUGAAGCAUUAUGCAGUACCAACUCUAAUUACCAAGCCAAAGACACUUAUAUUUCAUGUUGGAACCAACGACUUACAUAACAAAACACCAGAAGAUCUAAUAAAUGCAAUGAAUGAUCUUGGUGAAACGAUCCAUAGACAGAACAACGAUCUGGAACUUAUAUGGUCGGAAAUAAUAACUCGAACUGAUGAUCCAAACUUAGCAGAAAAG
Messenger RNA from Paramuricea clavata, 396 nucleotides. The record is from the annotation of a GenBank genome assembly. NCBI's taxonomy places the organism in Eukaryota, Metazoa, Cnidaria, Anthozoa, Malacalcyonacea, Plexauridae.